UAUACUCCUUGUUGGUUGUUGGCUUUGGCUAAACAAAACGAAACGAAAGACAAACUGGUCGUCACUGCUUUGAGUCUUUAACGACAAAUCCAAACGGCAAAAAAACUCAUGGGCAAUUAAGAUAAGGCUAUGAUUUCUGCAAUUUCAAUGGCAACCCCUUUAAAGAAAUUGGCUUCUGGUGUUAUUCUUGAUUUGGAUGGUACCCUUUUGAACACAGAUGGAAUUGUGAGUGAGGUUUUGAAAGUGUUUUUGGUGAAGUAUGGGAAGCAAUGGGAUGGGAGAGAAGGUAAUAGAAUAGUUGGGAAGACUCCUUUGGAAGCUGCUGCUGCCAUAGUUGAAGAUUAUAAGCUUCCUUGUCCCACUGAGGAGUUUAUUGCAGAAAUCACACCUAUGUUUUCUGAUCAGUGGAGAAAAAUUAAAGCGCUUCCAGGUGCCAAUCGGUUAAUUAAGCAUUUGAGAGUUCACAAUGUGCCCAUGGCAUUGGCUUCAAACUCUCCUAAAGCAAAUGUGGAAUCCAAAAUUUCAUAUCAUGAGGGCUGGAAGGAAUCAUUCUCCGUCAUUAUUGGUGGCGAUGAAGUAAAAUCAGGGAAACCAUCUCCUGAAAUAUUUUUGGAAGCUGCUAGAAAGCUGAACAUAAAACCGUCCAGUUGCCUAGUUAUUGAAGAUUCUUUGCCUGGUGUUAUGGGUGGUAAGGCUGCUGGCAUGGAAGUAGUUGCUGUACCAUCAAUUCCGAAACAAUCUCAUCUUUAUACAGCCGCAGACGAAGUGAUAAAUUCUCUACUUGAUUUGCACCUUGAAAAUUGGGGCCUACCUGCAUUUGAUGAUUGGAUUGAGGGUACCUUGGCCGUUGAACCAUGGCAUAUAGGCAGUCCUGUAAUCAAGGGCUUUGGUCGUGGAUCAAAGGUUCUCGGGAUCCCCACAGCUAAUCUAUCAAUAGAAGGUUAUUCAGAGGUGCUAUCUCAACAUCCCUCUGGCGUAUAUUUUGGUUGGGCUGCAUUACCGACACGUGGUGUGUUCAAAAUGGUCAUGAGUAUCGGUUGGAAUCCAUAUUUUAACAAUAAAGAGAAGACGAUAGAACCGUGGCUACUUCACGAUUUUGAUGAAGAUUUUUAUGGUGAGGAACUUCGACUCGUUAUCGUUGGCUAUAUUCGACCAGAGGCCAAUUUUCCGUCAGUCGAGAGCUUGAUAGCAAAGAUUCACGAGGAUAGAAAAGUAGCGGAGAGAGCUCUUGAUCUUCCAUUGUACUCAAAAUUUGUGGAUGAUCCAUAUUUAAAAGGCUCUGCUUUGUGAUGUUAAGAAUCCAUAAACUUCAUGAAUUGUAUUCCUUAGAAGCUCUGCUUUUGUGCAGUUUGCUUAUGAUUUACUGUGAUUGAUUAUGCAGGAACCAGAAUUUCAUUGAUUAAUGAAAUUUUACUAUUAUUGAUCUACA
Messenger RNA from Mercurialis annua (annual mercury), 1429 nucleotides. Its product is annotated as bifunctional riboflavin kinase/FMN phosphatase. Gene Ontology annotation, molecular function: riboflavin kinase activity. The transcript is spliced from 11 exons. Lineage: Eukaryota; Viridiplantae; Streptophyta; Magnoliopsida; Malpighiales; Euphorbiaceae. Bases 130 to 1290 code for a protein of 386 amino acids. The record is from RefSeq and is a predicted model, not a curated record. Gene Ontology annotation, biological process: FMN biosynthetic process; riboflavin biosynthetic process.